UGGUUUGUGGGGAGUCGGUGACUAGGAGACCAGUCCCCUUGCUGGGGGAGAGACACUGCUGUUGUGUUACCCAGAUAGGCCGACAGCAUCAUGGGCCUCAGGGCUCCUCCCGGGGAGGCCACUGGUGUCUCGUUGGCUCCCGGUAUGUGUUCGGUGUGCUAGACCCAUCCUUGGGGUCAUGUCCAUUCCCGCACAUGGGCCUGCCCCUCUGCGGGCUGUGGUUGAUGGUGUGACUCUUUUGUAGCACAGAACUCAUGCGCCGGGUCCGCAGAUUCCAGAUUGCCCAGUACAAAUGCCUUGUGAUCAAGUACGCCAAGGACACUCGUUACUGCGCCAAUGGGGUCUCCACGCAUGACAGGAAUACCAUGGAGGCUCUUUCAGCCUGUUAUCUCAAAGACGUGCACCAGGAGGCGCUUGGUUCAGCUGUGAUUGGCAUUGACGAAGGCCAGUUUUUCCCAGACAUUGUGGAGUUCUGCGAGGCAAUGGCCAAUGCAGGGAAGACGGUAAUCGUUGCUGCCCUCGAUGGGACCUUCCAGAGGAAGGCAUUUGGGAGCAUCCUGAACCUGGUCCCCUUGGCAGAGAGUGUAGUGAAGCUGAAUGCUGUAUGCAUGGAGUGUUACCGGGAGGCUUCAUACACUAAGAGGCUGGGCUCUGAGAGGGAG
Terrapene triunguis (Three-toed box turtle) is the source of this 662-nucleotide messenger RNA. Its product is annotated as thymidine kinase, cytosolic. NCBI's taxonomy places the organism in Eukaryota, Metazoa, Chordata, Testudines, Emydidae. The transcript has 4 exons. The annotation marks the transcript as partial. Gene Ontology annotation, molecular function: ATP binding; thymidine kinase activity. The record is from RefSeq and is a predicted model, not a curated record. Gene Ontology annotation, biological process: thymidine metabolic process.